Puma concolor (puma) is the source of this 993-nucleotide messenger RNA. The record is from RefSeq and is a predicted model, not a curated record. NCBI's taxonomy places the organism in Eukaryota, Metazoa, Chordata, Mammalia, Carnivora, Felidae.
AUGCAAAUAGAGAAAGGUUACUGGGGCCAGAUCAUCCGCACCUUUGUGGAUGAUGCUUUCUCAGUGAAGCUGCAGGGAAAAGCCAAAUAUGUCACCAGUGCCACAGUCAUAAUUUUUCUGGCAUUAAGCUGUCAUCUAUUUUUGGUGCAGAUAAAUACUGAGGAACAUGUAGAUGCAGCUGAUCAGGAGGUUAUCAUAUGGGACCGUAAGAUUCCUGAGGACAUCCUGAAGGAAAUCGCUACCCCCAAGGAGGUACCAGCAGAAAGCGUUACUGUCUGGAUCGAUCCACUGGAUGCUACACAGGAGUAUACAGAGGAUCUUCGAAAGUAUGUCACUACUAUGGUGUGUGUGGCUGUGAAUGGUAAACCUGUGCUAGGAGUAAUACAUAAGCCAUUUUCUGAAUACACAGCUUGGGCCAUGGUAGAUGGUGGGUCCAACGUGAAAGCCCGCACUUCCUACAACGAGAGGACCCCGAGGAUCGUUGUGUCACGCUCCCAUUCAGGAAUGGUCAAGCAGGUUGCUCUUCAGACUUUUGGAAACCAGACCACCAUUAUCCCAGCUGGUGGUGCCGGUUAUAAAGUCUUAGCACUCUUGGAUGUACCCGAUAAGAGUCAAGAAAAAGCUGAUCUGUAUAUCCAUGUGACAUACAUCAAAAAAUGGGAUAUAUGUGCUGGCAACGCCAUCUUAAAAGCCCUUGGGGGGCAUAUGACUACCCUGAGUGGUGAAGAAAUCAGUUACACUGGGUCCGACGGCAUUGAAGGAGGGCUCCUUGCCAGCAUCAGAAUGAACCACCAAGCCCUGGUCAGAAAACUGCCAGAUCUAGAGAAGACAGGACAUAAAUAAGCAAAGCUGAUGACAGGUCACAGUUCUUCCCAAGUUGAGCGGUCCGCCGAAACGCCGGGGGCUUCAAAGCAUCGGUGCAGACUAUGCAUGGUUAAGGCCAUCCUGAACUUUCUGAAGUAUUUAUGAAGCAUCAGAGACUUAUUUUCCCUG